AUGGGUCGUCGCACCAAAUGCGCGUCCAGCUUGACCGAGUCCGCCACCACCAGCACCACCAGCACCACCAUUCCGUCCGUCUUCAAGACCAGUCCGUCUUUCUCUCCGGACGUUGAGACAAGGGUACAUGAUUCCCAAUUGCACGAGCAGGGCGUGCCUCUUCAGACCCUAGCAGCUGCGUCGUCCUCCACAGCUCGAUCCACUGCCUCAUCGUCACCUUUCCCGCCCCAGCCGAGCGAGGCGGAGAGUUCGUCCAACACUGGCCCAAGGGAGUCAACGCCGGUUGUGCGCCCCUCGUCGCGCUCAUCGUCAUCCUCGACUUCUAUAGCUGGCCAUGAUCCUGCAUCUCCGAGCCUCAGCGAGGCAAUAGCAGAGCCGACUCUUGGCCGCCUUGACCACCAGCUCGACGAAGCCGACAUGGCCUCCAAGAAGACGCCAAUGCUUCGUGCCAUGGAUGGUUCUCGAUCCGUCUCCUCUCCAUAUGGCUCCGUCACUCUUAGCCAGGACGCCUCUCCCGUGAGCAGCGAUUCCGAAGACGAUAAUAACCACCGGCUUCGUCGAAUCGGUUCUCAGAAUCGGAGCCAGUUGAGUCUAAGCUCGCGGCGGUCCAUGACCUCAUGGCGAUCCGAAGACCUCGACGGAACCGCCCUAAUGUCCGGGCUGGAGGGCCGCUUCGGAAUAGCAGAAUCAGCCUUUCCCAGCGAGAUUUUGGACCACGACAAAGAUGGUGAAGACAUCGGCUCCGAGGAGGGGCUUCUGCUCGAGGACGCCUCGUCAACGGAAUCAACUAUUGAACCCGAGGAGAACUCACCACACGAACUUGUUCGAGCUUCCGUGCCCCCGACUGAUAAUACGACCCUCUCAAUAAACACGCCUCGUAUGUGGUGCUUGUCGGUUCUCUUCUCCAUUCUUGGCUCUUCGACGAAUCUGUUCUUCUCAUUACGAUACCCAAGCGUUGCUAUUACCCCAGUCAUUGCACUGCUCCUGGUUCACCCUCUGGGACAUUUGUGGGACAUGGUUCUUAAACGACCCGACGACCCCGACCAUGUAUUUGUUGAUGGAGUCCGCACCCAGACUGUGAGUGAGGGAGCAGGCCAGACUCACCAAACGAAACACGCAACUUCGUGGCGCCAAUGGCUGGCACAGGGGAGGUGGAACGAAAAGGAGCAUACUUGCGUAUAUGUCAGUAGCAAUGUCGCGUUUGGUUUCGCAUUUGCGACGGAUGUCAUUGUCGAGCAGACUCAGUUCUACAAUCAGCCGGCGUCGAUUGGGUACCAGCUGCUCUUAACCAUAUCAACACAAAUCCUCGGUUACGGCUUUGCUGGCAUGGCUAGGAGAUAUCUGGUUCGCCCGAGUGGCAUGAUUUGGCCAGGUACCCUCAUGUCCGCGGCCAUGUUUUCCACGCUGCACAAGCAGGAUAACAAACCUGCCAACGGCUGGACAAUCAGCAGAUGGAAGUUCUUUUACAUUGUGUGGAGCGGCGCCUUUGCGUUCUACUUCUUGCCGGGGCUGUUGAUGCCUGCGCUCAGCUAUUUCAGCGUCGUCACCUGGUUUGCGCCCAAGAACGUCGUCAUUGCCAAUCUCUUUGGUGUGGCCUCUGGUCUGGGGCUCUUCCCCCUGACAUUUGACUGGGCGCAAAUCACAUAUGUUGGCUCCCCUCUCCUGGUCCCGUUCUGGGCUGCCAUGAAUGUCAUCGGCGGUCUCGCCAUUGUCAUGUGGAUCAUUGCGCCCGUCUUCUACUACGCCAAUGUCCUCUACACGUCAUACCUGCCAAUUCUAUCAACAGGUGUCUUCGAUAACACUGGUAAAAUCUACGACGUCAGCAAAAUCCUGACCCCUGAAUUUCUCUUCGAUAGGGACGCCUAUAAACAGUACAGCAGGGUGUUCCUUCCCGUGACGUACAUGCUCAGCUAUGGCAUGCAGUUCGCCGGCCUCGCUGCUCUUCUCACCCAUACCUUCUGCUGGCAUGGCAAGGACAUAUGGCGGACAUGGAAGAAUUCCAUCGAGGAAGCGCGCCAAAAUGGCAAACCUACGUAUCGACCCGUCCCAGAACCACAGUCACACCCAGUCUCGUCGUCAACGGGGAGCUUGGGUAGCGAGAAUUACAGCCGCUUUUCGGCCUCGACAUCCAACGUCGACAACCUCAUCAGCCGCGAAGACAUUCACUGCCGUCUGAUGAGUCGGUACAAGGACGCCCCGUUGAGCUGGUACUUGCUCACUUUUGUCUCCAUGACAGCCAUUGGCAUGUUUAUCGUCGAAUUCUACCCCGUCCAUCUCCCCUGGUACGGCCUCCUACUCUCCCUCGCCAUCGGCGCCAUAUUCUUCAUCCCCAACGGCAUCAUCAUGGCCGUCACCAACCAACACAGCAGCAUCUACCUCAUUUGCCAACUCAUCUGCGGCGUCGUGUUCCCUGGCCGCCCCAUUGCAAACAUGGUCUUUGUCACUUACGGCUACAUAUCCUCCGCGCAAGGCAUCAAGUUUGCGUCCGACCUCAAACUCGGGCACUACAUGAAAAUCCCGCCUCGGCUCAUGUUCCUCGUCCAAGUUGUCGCCACCCUCGUCUCGUCCGUCACGCAAAUCGGUGUGUUGAACUGGAUGUUCGCCAACGUCAAGGGCAUCUGCACUGCCGACGCCCUCAACGGCUUCACAUGCCCCAUUGCGCGCGUCCACUUCAACGGCUCCAUCCUCUGGGGCGUCGUAGGGCCAGGCGAGUUCUUCGGCCCCGGGGCCACCUACCGCGCCUUGGUCUGGUGUUUCCCGCUCGGCGCCCUCCUCCCCAUCCCGCUGUGGCUGUACGCGCGCAACAGGCGCGGCAGCGUCAUCCGCAAAGUCAAUCUGCCCGUCAUAUUCGGCGCAAUGUCAUGGAUCCCCCCCGCUACAGGCCUCAACUUCUCCGUCUGGGCCGUAGUCUGCUACGUCUUCAACUACCUGAUCAAACGGCGCGCAAACGCCUGGUGGGGCAAGUACACCAUGACCCUCAGCGCAGCUCUCGAUUCGGGACUGGCCUUUGGCAUCGUCGUCGUCUUCUUCGGCUUCUUGUACCCUGGGUGGAUGAAGGACUUCAAGUGGUGGGGUACAGAAGUGUACAAGCAAGGGUGCGAUUGGCAAGCGUGUAGCUAUAGAACGGUUCCAGAGGGCGAAACUUUUGGACCGGAUGUAUGGUGA
Metarhizium acridum CQMa 102 is the source of this 3165-nucleotide messenger RNA. RefSeq lists its product as uncharacterized. Gene Ontology annotation, biological process: transmembrane transport. The record is from RefSeq and is a predicted model, not a curated record. Gene Ontology annotation, cellular component: plasma membrane. Lineage: Eukaryota; Fungi; Ascomycota; Sordariomycetes; Hypocreales; Clavicipitaceae. Gene Ontology annotation, molecular function: oligopeptide transmembrane transporter activity.